AAGAAAAGAAGCAGAUGUGUUUCAUGUUUAUUUCGUCCGAAAAUGGAAUAAAGAAGUCGGAACUAGUUUGUGCAGAAUGUUUGUUGCUGAUAUCAGGGCUGAGAGCUGGUGCAUGGAGUGGGGAGCUCGGGAGUGCUGCCCCUGGGCUGGGUGCUGUGCCCCUGGCACUGGGGAACUGGGGAGUCACCCCGUGUUCCUGGAGCUGGGUCCAUGAUCUCUUGGAGCUGGGUCCCACGUUCCCAGAGCUCGGUGCCCACUGCAGAGCCAGGUGCAGCCCCCACCCCCACGGAAUGGGAGCCCAGGUGUGGGGAGCUGGGGUCACAUCUGGAGCUGGGCCGUGCUCAGUGCCGAAUCCCAGCCCAAAUCCCGGUGGGAGGGCAGCAGGCACAGCUGGUGGCACAGCUGGUGGCACAGCUGGAGGCACACCAGGCACAGCUGGUGGCACCUGGCAGAGCUGGUAACCACCAGCCUCUAACAGGAACCAUCGGCCCGUGAAAUUCUCCACAUUCCUUGGCUUCCCUGCGCUUGUUUUCCCAACACGGUUCAUAAACUGGCAUCCAGCUGGCACACUGCCAGGCUGCUCCCCACUCUCUUCUCCAGAAUUCCAGGGCCUCUUCUCGCCACCCCAAAUGUGCCAAGCCCCUGCCAUCCAGGCACCCCUGCCCACACCAUAACCCCCAACCAGGAUGGGCCUGAUGGCUCCCAAAUGUGUGAAUCCAUGGGUUUGGCAGGCACAGCCCCUAAGGAGCAUCCUUAUCACAGGGACUCAGCUGCACCCGCCCUCAUCACUGGGAUCCAGAGGGAUCUGCUCCUGUAAAUUAAACUCGUCAUCACAAAGAUGUGAAGUUCAGCAUUAACACCACGUCCACCAGUUGUGGGUCUGGGAAUUACCUCUGCCAACACCCCGCUGCACCCCCUGGCCAGCAGGGAUCCAGGAAAGGGUGGUGCAGGCACCCGCAGCAGCCUCUCCCUCCCAUCCCAGCCCCCAGCACCCGCAGCCAGGCAGGAACGGAGGCUGUGGAAGCAAAUGGGCACCGGGAAUGGCACCCCAGAGCCCUGCCCUGCCCGGCUGAAUCCAGCCCUGCACUUUGCCGGCCUCGCUCAGGUUUUAUGAGGGAUGGGGGAGAUCGGUGAGGCUCCGGAAAGUGCUGAGUGCCCUGCCUGCAGUGAUGGGCCAGAGGCUUCUCCCAGCCCAGGGCCACGGCGGGGGCAGGCGGUGCUGCAGGGCCCCCCAGCCCUCAUUCCCAUGGCUGGGCCCUGGAGGGUCUCACUGGGAAGAGCAGGUGAGGGGGUGACCACCAGCCCCAUUCCAGGUGGACAUUCCCUGCUCUUUGCCCCACUAGCCCCAGCUGGAGUGGGCAACCUCCACCCCUGUCCAGUCCCGGGCCCCCCAGACCCCCACGUGCAGCAGCGCUCCGAGGGACGCGGCCCCUUUAAGAGCCCAGUGGCGCCAAAGCCGCUCACGUGACUUGUCCCCGCCCCCGCGGUGGGCGGGGUCUCGGCGCGCGGGCUCCCGCCUUGAGGGAGAAGCGCGCGGGACCGAGCCCACGUGUUCCUGGGACCGGGAGCGGGGUCGGAACCGGAACCGGCAUCGGGAUCAGAACCGGGACCGGGACUGGGAUCGGAACCGGGACCGCGGCCAUGGCCCAGCUCCGCCUCACCGACUUCUUCGGCCAGACAAAAGCACCCACCGGAGCCCCGGCCAAGCGCAGCGGUGGCCGCCGGCUCAAGGCCGCCCUCGCCGCUCCCCCGGUGCACCGGGAGGAGGAGGAGGAGGAUGGUGCCCCCCGCCCGCUGCCCGGUUCCCCGCGCACCCCGGCCCGCGGGUGCUCCCCGGCCCUGCGGGGCCCGGCGGGCAGGAAGCGGAGCCGCCGCGAGAUGGAAGAGGAGUCGCCGAUCGGGGUCGUGUUCGGGGAACCGAGCGGGAAAUCAGCGCGGAAGAGGCUGGAGCUGCCCCGGGAUGGGGAGCCGGGGUCUCCGGGAGCGGCCACCAGCUCCUCGCCUCUGGCCACUCCUCGACCCCCGACUCCCCUCUCACAGGACCCGGCCGUGUCCCCUGCGGCCACCACCCCCGGCCACGGGCAGGACACGGGGACAGAGCCCGGCCCGGCCGCCCCGGGGCCGGCGCGGCGCCUGCAGCGGGAGGACGUGGCCGAGCUGCAGGGCCGCCUGCAGAGGUUGAAGGUGCUGGGCCAGGUGCCCCCUGUGCCCGGCGGGAGCAGCAGUGACCUGCGGAGCCGCCUGCAGCGGGUGCGGCAGCUGGAGCUGCGCGUGCGGCAGAGGAGAGCGGGGACCGGGGACACCGGGGACACUGGGGACACCGGGACAGCAGCUCCUGAGGGAGAGAGCAGCAAGAAGCCCCCGGCCUACCAGCGGUUCCACACUCUAGCCCAGGAGCUGCCCCCGGGGCUGACGCUGCCCUACAAGUUCAAGGUGCUGGCAGAGAUGUUCCGCAGCGUGGACACCAUCACCGGGAUGCUCUUCAACCGCUCCGAGACCGUCACCUUCGCCAAGGUCAAGCAGGGCGUGCAGGACAUGAUGCGCAGGCAGUUCGAGGAGCGGCACCUGGGGCAGAUCAAGGCCGUGUAUCCCAGCUCGUACCGCCUGCGCCAGGAGAAGAACGUCCCCACCUUCGGCAGCAGCGGGAAGAAGUCUGAGUAUCAGCUCACGCUGGAGCCAGUGCUGGGGGAAGAGGAGAAGGUGGACGGGCGCCCGCACCUGUCGGCGUCACGGCUGCUGGAGCGCCGGAGGGAAUUCCACCGCAACCUGGUGAACAUCGUCAGGGAGCACCACAAGGCGUUCCUGGCUGCCCUCAGCCCUCCCAUGGUGGUGCCAGAGGAGAAGCUGACCCGGUGGCAUCCCCGCUUCAACGUGGACGAGGUGCCGGACGUGAGCCCGGCGGAGCUGCCGCGGCCGCCGCAGGAGGACAGGCUGAGCACGGCCCAGGAGGUGCUGAGCACGGCCCGGGGGAUGCUGAGCCCCAAGAUGGAAAAAGCUCUUGCCAACCUGGCCCUCCGAACGGCCGGAGCCGACGCGGGGGAACCAACGCUUUCCAAAACCCCAACCCCUGCCAGCACCUCCAGCGCGCUCAGAGGGGUGUCCCAGGAGCUGCUGGAGCGCGUGCGGGCGAAGGAGGCGCGGCGGCUGCGGGCGCUGCUGACGCGGGACGCGGGGCAGGAGCAGCGCGCGGCGCGGCUGGCGCGGCUCCCGGCCAUGGCGCGCGUCCUGCGCGGCCUCUUCGUGGCCGAGAGGAAACCUGCGCUCAGCAUGGAGCUGCUCUGUGCCCGCCUGGCCGACAGCUGCCCCGAGCUGGUGGCACCUGGUGAGAUGGAGAAACACGUGCGGCUCUUGGCGGAGGUGCUGCCCGACUGGGUGGGAAUUCACAGCCUCAGGACAGACACCUACGUCAAGCUGGACAAAGAGAAGGACCUGGGCCUGGUCACUGAGAGGCUCAACAAGGCAGCCAAGGAGGCUGGAGCUCUCUAAACCCCUCAAGGGUUGAGGUUUUUUCUGUGCAAUCUCCUGGAAAUGUAGCAAAUCCCGACAGCGCUCUGGGUUCUGGGUGGGCUGGAGGGAGGCUCGUCCUCAGCAUGGCUGGGGAAGGGUAAAAAUGCCUUAAUUUAAUUAAUUCCUGUGGUGGGAUCUGUGAGGAUUGUAGGUUCCCUAGUUCCUGAGUAAUCCUGUGGGGUGGUGAUGGAACCUGAGGAACCUUUUCCUCUCCUUUCCUAUGUUCUCCUGAAGGUUCAGUGGGGUCUCCUGGAGGUCCAGUUUCAGAAGUUUCUUCCAUUAACUGGGUCCUGGUGGGGUGAAGGCAGAACAGGGCAGGCUGAGAGGGUGACAGGCAGGAAGGAGUGAGAGAAAAAGUCACAAUUUGAUGUUUUUGGAGCUUCAGACCUCACUUUGUUUUUAAGGGAGGGGAAAACGCAUCUUCCAGUCCUCGCUGGAAACAACUGCAGGGCUUGUCAAAACACAUUUGUAUUAAAUGUUUUAAAUAUAGCUGACUUGUGUUAA
Messenger RNA from Oenanthe melanoleuca, 4011 nucleotides. RefSeq names its product chromatin licensing and DNA replication factor 1 (gene CDT1). Lineage: Eukaryota; Metazoa; Chordata; Aves; Passeriformes; Muscicapidae. Gene Ontology annotation, biological process: DNA replication preinitiation complex assembly; mitotic cell cycle; regulation of DNA-templated DNA replication initiation. The record is from RefSeq and is a predicted model, not a curated record. The coding region runs from base 1642 to 3486 and encodes 614 amino acids. Gene Ontology annotation, molecular function: DNA binding; DNA polymerase binding. The transcript has 10 exons. Gene Ontology annotation, cellular component: nucleus.